Molecule: messenger RNA, 1226 nt
Organism: Glossina fuscipes
Lineage: Eukaryota; Metazoa; Arthropoda; Insecta; Diptera; Glossinidae
Gene: Catsup
Product: protein catecholamines up
Exons: 2
Coding region: 51-1136 (361 amino acids)
Biological process (GO): zinc ion transmembrane transport; intracellular zinc ion homeostasis
Cellular component (GO): membrane
Molecular function (GO): zinc ion transmembrane transporter activity
Source: RefSeq, a predicted model, not a curated record
UGAAAAGUAGAUUUUGUAAAAAUGUGAAUUUACAGACAUGCAAAAAAAUAAUGUUUUGCGCAUUAUUUUGCAUUUUGGUGUUACCUUCUCCUACAGUAUGCCAUAAUCACGAGUCACCCAGUUUUAAGUAUUCACGAGAAGCCAAUAAACUAAAUGAAGAAGUUAAAAUAUUGCAUCAAUGCAAUCAUAAACAUACUGGUUCCAUUGAUAUGAACUAUGUAUGGUUAUACUCGCUGGUUUCCACAUUGUUAAUAAGCGCGGCGCCUUUUUUAUUAUUAUUUUUGAUACCGUUGGACAACAGCGACUCUAUGAAACCACGCCUUAAAAUAUUUCUCGCCUUUACGUCAGGUGGACUUUUAGGGGAUGCAUUUUUACAUCUAAUUCCCCAUGCUGUCCACCCCCAUCCACAUGAACAUGUACAUGAACAUGAACAAUGUAAUAAUGAACAUUCACAUGAGGAGCCACACGGACAUAACCGCGACAUAAUUAUUGGUCUGUGGAUCCUUAUUGGAAUCAUAAUUUUUUUAGCUGUAGAAAAGUUGGUUCGAUUUAUUAAAGGCACUGGACAUAGCCACAGUCACACAAGCAGUGUACCUAAAAAAGUCAAAGAUCAGAAAUCGUUAGCAAGCGGUGACCACCAGGCUUCAGACUUUAAAAUUUCAGCACCUCAGGAUGACACCACGGACGUGGAAAUAGCUGGUUAUCUUAAUUUGGCUGCCGACUUUGCACAUAAUUUUACCGAUGGACUUGCUAUAGGGGCUUCAUACUUAGCCGGAGAAAGUAUUGGUAUAAUAACAACAAUAACGAUUUUGCUUCACGAGGUGCCACAUGAAAUUGGCGACUUCGCCAUCCUUAUCAAAUCUGGUUGUACGCGGAGGCGAGCGCUUAUGCUGCAGUUAGUGACUGCACUGGGUGCGUUAACUGGUAAUAUUUUAGCACUAAUUGGUAUCGGCGCUAGCACAGAGUCAAUUCCGUGGAUUUUGCCAUUUACAGCCGGCGGAUUCAUAUAUAUCGCAACCGUUAGCGUCUUGCCGGAACUUCUAGAAGAAUCAACUAAAUUGGUGCAGUCUAUUAAAGAAAUAAUGGCACUAUUAAUUGGUGUAACACUUAUGUAUUUUAUAGCAACGUUUGAAUAGUAUGUACAGUUUUUAUAUUUAACGAAAAAAUCAUGAGAAUUUCGUACUUUUAAUCAUCAUGUAUACUUAAUUAAUAGAAAUUAUAUUUCU